UCUGAGGCUUCCCAGGGCAACAGAUCAACUUUGCUGAAAGCUGCUUGGCUGUCAUCUCCUCAUAACCCCCCUCGACAGGGGCAGUGCUUUUACAGAAUGCGCUCUGACAUUUUAGCCAAGGAGACAAUAGCACGAGCAUUCUGAAGGAAUGGGAGGCAAGCAAUCAAAGGACUUUGCCACCGAGGAGCUGAAGAAACAAGUCAGGAAGAAUGCAGGGCAGGAGGAGAGCCUGUCUUCGGCGGAGAGGAUCCGCAAGCAAGCCACCACCCGCUUUGGGUACAGCACUCUGAGCUUGGCCAUGCGUGGCCUGACCGAGGCCCCUGAGGAGCUUUGGGAGCUUACGGAGUUGGAGAAGCUCAACCUGUCCCUCAACUGCCUGCUCGCGCUGUCUCCCGCUGUGGGCGCCCUGCAGAAUCUGGUGGUGCUCAACCUGUGGGGGAACCAGCUGACCAGCCUGCCCCCCGAGAUCGGCCAGCUGAAGAGGCUGCGGGUGCUCUUCGCCUACCGCAACCGGCUGAGCGAGGUGCCCGAGGAGCUGAGCGAUUGCACCAAGCUGGAGGUGCUCAGCCUGGCCAACAACCAAAUCGUGGGCCUCCCCAGCAGCCUCGUGGGCAUGAGCAGCCUCAAGAAGCUCAACCUCAGCCACAACCGCCUCUCCCACAUCCCCGCCUGCGUCUACGGCAUGAAGAGCUUGGUCUUCCUGCACCUGGCGUGCAACCGACUGGAGAACAUCGCCGACCAGAUCCAGGCUCUGGUCAACCUGAAAAUCCUCAUCGUUGAGGGCAACUGCAUUCACUCCUUGCCCAAGACCCUUUGCUUCCUCACCUCUCUGGAGCUGCUCAAUGUGGACUUCAACGACAUCCAGAACGUUCCUGUGGAAAUGUACCUGCUGAGGAAGCUGGAGAAGCUGGCCUGCCACCCGCUGGAUAAGGGCCUGCACAUCAUGCACAACCCACUGCUGAAGCCCAUUAAAGAGGUGUUGGAGGGAGGACUCAGUGCCCUCUACAGCUACCUGAAGUCAGCGUGAGAUUGAAAUGUGGGAGCAACUCAAUCACUGUUAUGUGACUUAAAUCACGGCACUAUGUUAUUGGGUCUUCCGGCAGAAGGCACUCAUUCAUAUUUCAUGAGUAAGCGUUGUGUGACUUUUUUCCUUGAUCUAAACGUAAAGGACUGGAUAACCUUGCGUUAAAGCCAUUCAUUUAUAGUUUCAUGGAAAUGCCAAGACAGCCUUAAGGUUGCUGAAACUGUGGAUUUUAAUAUCACAACUGAUCGUCCCUGACAAUAUUCUUGAUUAAAUAAUGUGGGUACAGUAAUGAAGAUUGGUCUUAUUUUGCAAAGCAACUUCAUGCUGCUCUGGAGUCUGAAGGAUUUUGUGUGAAGAAACAUAAAUUAGAGAGGAAAUUAAACCUUGAGUAGAAAAGAAAUUCUGAUAAAACAUUAUCAUUAGACAGAAACAAUGAGGAGCUGGUAUCAGGAUUUCUUCCGAAGAAGUGCGUUCCCAGGGCCACCUGUGAACUCAAGCGAGAGACUAGUCAUUUCCUCACCCUGAACAAGCAUGGAAUUUCUCCACUUUUUUUGUGAAGCACAUGCCUCUACUUUGCACUCUGCUGACUCAGUUCGGUUGACCUUGCUUCCCCCCUGCGGCAGAGAGACUCCGGGGGAAGAACAAGUUCAAUUACAGCAACCCCCUCCCACCUCCUUCCCCCACCUUCCCCUCCCCUGGGUCUCAGGCUGCAUAGCAAGGAUCAAGUCUGAGCGGACUAAUGGAAACUAUGGGGGGACAUUAAAUCCAACUCAAGGGGUGCCAUAAACUUUGAUUAAAUGUUCCACUCCAUCACGUCAGCAAACAGUUCAGUGUUGUAGUCACCUACUGCUUCAUUCAAGAGUUGCGACUGAACAUUGCUCAGAAACGGACAGACUGAUUCUGCACAUUUUCCUGCAACAUGAAGUUUUAAUCAAUGGAGCUCGUCUUAAUCUUUCCUAGCGGAUUUACUUUUUUUGUAUUUGUGACAUGUCGGCAUUAGGUUUGUCUGGCAAAUGUAUUGAAGUAUUGAACAAAGAACCUUUUUUAAAAAUAACCUGUUUGCUAUUCCAAAUGCAUUUGUAUCCAUUGGCUUUAUUCCGGCUGGCACCAGUCAGCAUACAAGCUAUCCCUGGACUGGAGAGGCAUGCAGAAAUCAUUCUGUUGCCUCCCGGGUCAAAGAAGUAAACCUUGUUCAUUGUUUAAAUUGACUUUUCUUAUCAGAUCAUAAAGAAUAAUGUUGUUUGUGCUGUACAGAUCGAUGCAGAGAAACAGAUGUGAAUAUAAACCAUGAUGAUGAUAAAAUGAUCUGGUGAGCACUUUUCUAUUGAUCCAUGGCUCAUGUGCACCGUGACAUAAUUUAUCUCUUAAUCAAUUACCCUGAUUAUAAAACCCUGACCCUUGUGCUUGGUUGAUCAAUAAUCUGAUUUUGGUCCCAAAUGAAUAUUGUGUUUGCAUAUAAAUGUGUGUUUUGUUCCAGUUAUCUUGGAAGAUGUCUGCAUUUGCUUAAAUGUAUAUUGAUACAUGUUACAGUAUGCAAAAAUAUGGUUGUGCAUAGUUCUUCUCAAAUCUUGCAGUUGAUAAUCAAAAUUUAAUAGAAAAAGAGAAUCUUUUGUUAGCACUUUUGCGGGAUGAUUACAUUCUCUUAAAUGAUUUAUGAACUGCGGAACUAUUCUGAUUAAAUGCUAUUCAGAGUUAAUUACGCUUUUUCUGUUUUCCACAAAGAAGUAAAAUAUACUACUGGUGAUUAUUUGCAAGUGCAAUGCAAAAACCUUUUUAGGAUUCAUAAUCAUUUUCUGUUCUUACUGUGAAUACUCUUAUCAUUUAUUAUUUUUCAAUUUUAUGCAAUAACUAUGAGCUAUUAGAGAACAGCUCUAAAACUAGUCAAAAAUAUUAAUUUAGAGUUUUCCAGCUCCUGAUAGACAAUCUAAUUUUAUGGCCAGAGCCAGCCUUAUGUAUUUGCACACAUGGGUUUUCAUCAUGUGAAGACAUCCUUAUACGUCAAAUAAUAUGGCACUAAUCACAAAAAUGAAAGUAUAUGUGCAGUACUACAAAUCUCAAAGGUGGUCAGUGGAGGUAAAAGUGUCAUAAAAUAAUGUUGUGGUGUAUUGGCUCUCUGUCCCAUGCACUUUGGAUGCCCUUUGACUUUUCGACAGCCGCAUGCUACACUUUGAUUUGUGUAUGUUUUUUCCUCUUUGAGAGCACAUAGUUUUUUCCUCGUGGUGGUUAUACGUCGUACAAUGAAUGCCAAAUCCCAUUAGUCAUGCAAAUUGUCCACUCAGCGAGUGUGCCCGGUACUCAGUCUGUGGGAAUCAGUGUCUGAUGAGGGCACGUGUGCAUUCUUCACAGCAUUAUUGCUACUCAUACAAAAAAAAAAAAAAACUAUGCAUGGUAUCCAGUUCAACAGGACAUAAACGAUUUUAUUCCAUUAAAUACAACACUACUUUCAAAAAUGUGAAACUCAGUGCACACAGCAGACACACAGACAUAUGGACAACUGUAAGAAAGCUAGCUACAACAAAAAUGUCUAAUGUAGCAAUUUUGAUAUUGUAUUUGUAGAAUUUUUAUUUUUUUGUGGUUAAAUAUUUCUUUUAAUUUAAGAAAUAUACCACUUAAGAUUUAUCACAAACGCACCAGGCUCUAACACCUUCUGCUUGUAUUGCUUUACCGAGGGAAAUAGUCUUGUAGACAAAUAUGUCAACAAUAAUGAGUGUUUUUCCACACUUGGCUGAUGUACCAGGAAGGAUGCAGUGGUUGAAUCAAAUUGCAUUUCCGAUAGAAACAGAGAAACAAAAUGACCAUAUCUCACAUAUAUUAGAUAGCAUAUUGUAUAUUUGUGACAUUUAUAUCUUAAGGAAAGAGAAUUGGUGACAUGGGUUUAUUAGAGAUGGUAAACAGGAAUUUUAUGUGGUUAUGCUGCUUGUUAUCAUCUGAAUCAGAGAACUAAUACUUAAGCAACUGUUUUAAUGAUUGUACUGUAAAAACAGUGACGUGUUAAUAUGGUUAUGCACGGCAUUUACUGAAAAAGCUGCUCUGUAAUAAUAUGUAAUGUAAUACUCUUAUAGAAGCUGUCAUUUUCUUUCAUUUUGAUGUUAUUUGCAUAAAUUAAUCUUGCAAAUAAACAAGCUCAUAUGGAGUCUAAAAUGACC
Molecule: messenger RNA, 4170 nt
Organism: Anguilla anguilla (European eel)
Lineage: Eukaryota; Metazoa; Chordata; Actinopteri; Anguilliformes; Anguillidae
Product: leucine-rich repeat-containing protein 30-like
Exons: 1
Coding region: 149-1027 (292 amino acids)
Molecular function (GO): protein binding
Source: RefSeq, a predicted model, not a curated record